Messenger RNA from Drosophila willistoni, 1096 nucleotides. RefSeq lists its product as uncharacterized. NCBI's taxonomy places the organism in Eukaryota, Metazoa, Arthropoda, Insecta, Diptera, Drosophilidae. The transcript has 2 exons. The record is from RefSeq and is a predicted model, not a curated record. Bases 248 to 865 code for a protein of 205 amino acids.
UUCAUUCAUUUAGCUACGAGAAUUUCUAGUUUUCUCAUUCAAUUUUAGGCUCUCAACCGUGCGCGACAUAAUAAUAGAAAAAAAAUUUCAGUUAAUUUUUUUUUACUUUGAUGAUAUAGAAAACGAGCGAGCUAAUUAAGUGCUAAAAGUUUGGUCAACCAAAAACUAAGCAGCUUGUCACGAAAUUCAAAGUGUUGGACGACAAUUUGAAGCUCACAAACCGAUCCUCGUCAUCCUCGUCAUCAUCAUGCAGCGUCAUUGGGAGUUGCAAAAGAAUAUUUUGCAUCUUACACAGCAAAUGCAGAAAAAGCACAUUUGUGGCUAUUUAAAACCAUCAAGAGCAUUAGCAAUAUCAUUUACAUCAGACAACAGGGCAAAGAAACAGCAGCAACAGUUGCAGCAGCAGUCACGGAAGGAUCAUGUGGCAAAUGGCAUGAACAACGGCAACAAUGGCAACAUGCCCAUGAAACUAAAGAAUGGGGCACGUAUACCAACCGCUGUUAGCUAUUUGAUCGGCUUGAAUCAGAGCUCCCAGAUGCCACGCAACGAGUGGCAAAUGGCUAACAUCAAGUAUGGCAAAUCAAUGAGUACUUUGGAGCAGUCGGCACGUCAAUUGUAUAAGAAUGCCAAACUAAAGUCAACGGUUUGCAAGAUGCCGGCCAGAAAAGCUCUGCAACCAUCUGCAACGGCAACUGCCACAAAUUUGUUUGGAGGCAAAAUUAAAUGCUUUGCCUCAUCCACAUCUUUGGCCCAGUUGGAUGAUAAUAAGGUCCAAGCCUCUGCUCUUUCCAAGCGUCUCUCUAAACUAUUCUUGGUCGAACCAGAUGAUGAAGAGGCUUCACCUAAUCCAGACCGCGAACCCUAAAUGGAUACAUAUACAUAUAUACUAUAUAACAUGUUUUUCUUCACCUUUCUCACCUCAGAAAACACCCCUCACCACCCCUCCACCACCCUUUAAUUUCUUUUAACAAACUUACUUUUUCUUUUGUACAUCUCAAUCAUUGGUGGAUGACUUUUGUUUUUUUUUAAGCAAAAAAAAACUACAAAAAAUUUUCUGUAACGAACUAAUGGGUUAAUAUAUUUUCAUGCCACAAAA